Photinus pyralis (common eastern firefly) is the source of this 1337-nucleotide messenger RNA. RefSeq lists its product as uncharacterized. Gene Ontology annotation, molecular function: adenyl-nucleotide exchange factor activity; protein-folding chaperone binding. The coding region runs from base 454 to 1236 and encodes 260 amino acids. The record is from RefSeq and is a predicted model, not a curated record. Gene Ontology annotation, biological process: protein stabilization. NCBI's taxonomy places the organism in Eukaryota, Metazoa, Arthropoda, Insecta, Coleoptera, Lampyridae. The transcript has 6 exons. Gene Ontology annotation, cellular component: membrane; nucleus; cytosol.
AUAUGAUGGUGGCGACUGUACUUCUGUAACAAUUUUGUCCACAUUGAAGCAAAACUGGAAAUUGCCAUCUCAACGGACGGAUAUUAAAUUUGCGGAUUUCGUGAGAAUACUCACUCCAGGUACGACAAUGGCCGGAAGUGUUCGCGAACGUAGUAAAGGUGGAGGUUUCUUGGCCGUUCUUCCUGCUGACUCUAAUCCAGCACAUGAUGCUCUUUGAUCGAUGCGUACCGAUGCGUACGUGGUCGCGACAAGAACAAAUUACAACAUGUACAAACGGCAAAGAACCCCCAGCCUGUGAAACAAACGGAACGCCCUUCACCAAUAACGUCAUUUAUUUAUAAACAGUUCAAAGUUCCAGUAUCUUUGGCGACUACCUCCAAAUAUCGAGCGAAGGAAAGACCCCAAUCAGCGUUUGCAGGGAAUAGGCCUACGCACUCCAGUGAGGGAAGGAAGAUGGAUAUAAAACACACCACUAUGUUAACCAACCUAGCUGCAUCGUAUUACGAGAAGUUUCAUCUGAACCAAGGCACUAACGACCGUAAUGCAAAAUCAAAAGUUAGGCCAUGGACCGGAAAAGGUCGAUUGAACGAAAAUGUCAUUAACGCAGCGUUAAACAAAUUGAAAAUACUCGAAAGCGCAACCGAUAAUCGGAAUCGUAAUGAUUCGGAUUUUGUGUGCAUAAAAAAAAGUGGUUUGUGCAGCGACUCCGAUGACUCGUUCAGCACUUCUCAAUUUGAUAAUCUCGAAUUCGAGGGAGAUUACCACCCAUUUCGCUGCAAGUCACUACACAAUCGCCGAACACCGGAAAAAACCGAGAGAUCCACCAGUUUUACCGUCAACAACACGAUCGAAGUCGCCACCUUGACCGAUUUUGAGGGUACCACUAAGACACCCGCAAAGUCCGCGAUACCAAUCAAACGUGGGACGACCAAAACCACCGGCCCUCAAAGUCUCGAGCAGAAAAUCAAACACAUAGUCGACGAAGUGAGCGGGCUCGAGGACGAAAUUGCAAACUUCUCGGGCCUGGUUUCCGACGACAGAGAUUACAUCUUCAUGGAAGAGGUCAUGAUGCGCAAUUUGAUUAAGUUGGACAACCUCAAUAUUGACAAUAUGGAUUCGAGAAUGCUUCGAAAGCAAGCUAUACAACUUAUCCAAAAGUUGAUGAACCGCCUGCAACAGAAGUUGCACGAUAAUAUAGAUUUGGAUAUAAGCCAAAGUCAGAAAGUCAAGUGUUAGACAUAGGUAUAUUGCAUGAAGACAUUGUGCUGUCGAAUAAAUUCGUAUUAUUGUCAAAAAACGUUGGGCUACAAAAGAACAAUUAUAUUAGAUCUAAUUCA